UGGCGUGGGCUGCCGACGACAGGUGGGCGGACCUGGCAGAGCACGGUCUUCCGCGCCCCUCCUGGGGCACUUGUGCUCCCUCGCCCCCACCCUGGCCGCUUUCUCUGUCCAGUAGAAGACGCGUGGUGUAGUCGUCCGCUUGGAGUUGGAGGGCGGCUCCCAGGACCCUGGUGGGAGAGCGUUGGCGCCGUUUGCGAGGAGGGGCUUGCGAGGAGGGGCGGGAGACGGUGGUGGGAGGUGCCCCCGGCGCGCAGAGCUCCAGUUCGAGGAGCGAGGGGAGCCCGGCACCCCGCGCAGGCAGAGCGCCCCGAGGGUGGACACCAGCGUGCGCUCCCCACCAUGGCUCGCCCGCGGACCCCUCGACCACCGCCGCCUGUACUCCUGCUGCUGUUGCUGCCACCACUGCCGCUACUGCCCGGAGCCGGGGACCCCCUCCCCACAGAAGGCCGGCUCAUGAACAACUGUAUCCAGGCCAGGAAGAAGUGCCAGGCCGAUCCCACUUGCGAUGCUACCUACCACCACCUGAAGUCCUGUACCUCUAGUAUAAGCACCCCGUCACCUGCAGAGGAGUCUUCAGUUUCUGAGGACUGCUUGGAGGUAGCACAACGCCUCAGGAAUAGCUCCCUGCGGAGCUGUACAUGCCAACGGCGCAUGAAGAACCAAACUGCCUGCCUGGACAUCUACUGGACCGUUCACCCUGCCCGCAGCCUUGGUGACUAUGAGCUGGAUGUCUCCCCCUACGAAGACACAGUGACCAGAAAACCCUGGAAAAUGAAUCCCAACAAACUGAAGAAGCUCAAACCAGAUUGGGAUCUCUGCCUCAAGUUCGCCAUGCUGUGCACUCUUAAUGGCAAGUGUGGCCGGCUUCGCAAGGCCUACGGGGAGGCGUGCUCGGGACCCCGCUGCCAGCGCCACACCUGCCAGCGGCAGCUCCGCACCUUCUUCGAGAAGGCCUCUGAGCCCCACGCGCAGAGCCUGCUGCUGUGCCCGUGCGCGCCGGCCGACCUGGGCUGCGGGCAGCGCCGGCGCAACACCAUCGCCCCCAGCUGCGCGCUGCCGGCUGGGACCCCCAACUGCCUGGAGCUGCGGCGCCGCUGCCUCUCCGACGUCCUGUGCAGAUCUCGCCUGGCAGAUUUUCAGACCCACUGCCAUCCCAUGGACGGCAGAGAGACCUGUGCUACAGACAAGUCCAGAUGUCUGCUGGCAUACACGGGGCUGAUUGGCACUGCCAUGACCCCCAACUUUGUCAGCAAUGUCAACGCCAGCGUUGCCUUAAGUUGUACCUGCAGAGGCAGUGGUAAUCUGCAGGAGGAGUGUGAGCGGCUGGAAGCGUCCUUCUCUCACAACCGCUGCCUCACGGAGGCCAUUGCAGCUAAGAUGCGUUUGCACAGCCAACUCUUCUCCCAGGCCUCACCUGUGAUGGAACACCAGAAAAACAGCGCUGCUCUGAGGCCACAGCCCUGGGUACCAUCUCUGUUCUCCUUCACACUUGCCUUGAUUCUGCUCCCAAGUUUCUGGUAGCUGUACUUCCCUGGAGGCCCUCUUCCCCUCUGCUACACCCAGGGCUGACCUGCUGCCUAUAAGAGGUGAAGAAAGGACAGUAUCAGGAAGGAGGUGCAGUACACAACGUGACAACCCCAACCCCUCCCCCCACCCACCCAUCCAGUUUGCUCCAGAUGAGGCCACACAGUAGGAGCUGACUGGCUAAGUUCUCAUUCCCUCCACUUCUGACUCAGGUUGCUCCUCCUUAGGAACUGGUUACCACGUUUAGCCAUCUCUUCUGGUGGUGACCAGAGCUACGAAACUGUCUCCUGAUCCCUUCCUCCUGCCCCACAGGAUCAGCAGGCUUUCAGAAAUCAGUCCUUCUCUAUUGCAUUCUCCAGGUCAGCAGGGCUGUGUUCCUAGGCAGCCUGGAAAGACACCCCCCAUUGUUAGGAAAGCUGGAGCAAGACCCCUGCCCCCUUGUCUCCUCUGAAGGGGGAUGGGAACCCACUGCCUGCCCUGCCCUGGGAUCCUGCAGAGCGUUUGAGCAUCAAGAGCAGGAGCAUUUGGGCCUUGCGGUCUUCCUGCCACUGUCCCAAAGUCCCCUCAGCCUCUUGGAUCAUGAUUAAACGUUUU
Molecule: messenger RNA, 2118 nt
Organism: Rhinolophus ferrumequinum (greater horseshoe bat)
Lineage: Eukaryota; Metazoa; Chordata; Mammalia; Chiroptera; Rhinolophidae
Gene: GFRA3
Product: GDNF family receptor alpha 3
Exons: 8
Coding region: 340-1521 (393 amino acids)
Biological process (GO): nervous system development
Cellular component (GO): signaling receptor complex; external side of plasma membrane
Molecular function (GO): signaling receptor activity
Source: RefSeq, a predicted model, not a curated record